Messenger RNA from Trematomus bernacchii (emerald rockcod), 11119 nucleotides. RefSeq names its product argonaute RISC catalytic component 2 (gene ago2). The transcript has 20 exons. Gene Ontology annotation, cellular component: RISC complex. Gene Ontology annotation, molecular function: protein binding; endoribonuclease activity, cleaving siRNA-paired mRNA; RNA binding. Gene Ontology annotation, biological process: regulation of DNA-templated transcription; regulatory ncRNA-mediated gene silencing. Bases 229 to 2883 code for a protein of 884 amino acids. The record is from RefSeq and is a predicted model, not a curated record. Lineage: Eukaryota; Metazoa; Chordata; Actinopteri; Perciformes; Nototheniidae.
UCUCAGCUCCCGUUUUGUGUGUGUUGGGGGGAUGGGGCCGUGUCGAGGAUGAGAGACUCAAAAUAUUUACCACUCGGCUAACUAAAUAUCUUUUUUUCUGAACUGGGCUUCCUCCUUCGGUCUUGUACAUAUAUAUACUUUUCGAUCCCGCAUGAGUUUGGGCGGAAUUUGUCCUAAAUAAAGUGGAGUAUCUGUACGUCCACGACACACGCUUAAAAAGUCGACAAAAUGUAUUCCUCUACUGGAGCCACCGAGAUGCAGGAGGCACCCCCCCGUUCCUCCGGGUCAACAGGCUCUGACCCCCCUGAUUUAGACCCGCCAUCCUCCCCAGUGCCAGAAUAUGUGUUCAAGCCACCAUCUCGGCCAGACUUUGGCACCAUGGGCAGGACCAUCAAGCUCCAAGCCAACUUCUUCGAGAUGGAAAUCCCCAAACUGGAGGUUUACCAUUAUGACAUCGACAUUAAGCCUGAGAAAUGCCCCAGGAGGGUCAACCGUGAAAUUGUGGAGCACAUGGUCCAGCACUUUAAAACGCAGAUCUUUGGUGAUCGUAAGCCGGUGUACGACGGGAGGAAGAAUCUGUACACUGCCAUGCCUUUGCCCAUAGGCAGAGACAAAGUGGAGCUUGAGGUUACCAUUCCUGGUGAAGGCAAAGACCGCAGCUUCAAAGUUUCCAUCAAGUGGGUCUCCUGCGUGAGCCUGCAGGCGCUGCACGAGGCUCUGGCCGGGCGGCUACCCAGCGUCCCCUUCGAGACCGUCCAAGCCUUGGAUGUGGUCAUGAGACAUUUACCCUCUAUGAGGUACACCCCUGUGGGCCGCUCUUUCUUCACCCCCUCAGAGGGAUGUUCGAACCCCCUCGGUGGAGGCAGAGAGGUGUGGUUCGGCUUCCACCAGUCUGUCAGGCCUUCCCUUUGGAAAAUGAUGCUCAACAUCGACGUUUCUGCCACUGCAUUCUACAAAGCCCAGCCUGUAAUUGAGUUCAUGUGUGAGGUCCUGGAUUUCAAAAGCAUUGAAGAACAACAGAAGCCCUUAACAGACUCCCAACGAGUGAAAUUUACAAAGGAAAUCAAAGGCCUGAAGGUGGAGAUCACUCACUGUGGGCAGAUGAAGAGGAAGUACAGAGUGUGCAACGUGACCAGAAGACCAGCCAGCCACCAAACGUUCCCCCUGCAGCAGGAAAAUGGCCAAACUAUUGAAUGCACAGUAGCACAGUACUUCAAAGACAAGUACAAGCUCAUCCUGAGAUACCCCCACCUCCCGUGUCUUCAGGUGGGACAGGAGCAGAAGCACACCUACCUACCUCUAGAGGUGUGUAACAUAGUGGCAGGACAGCGCUGCAUCAAAAAGCUGACAGACAAUCAGACCUCCACUAUGAUUCGUGCCACAGCCCGAUCGGCCCCAGACCGUCAGGACGAGAUCAGUAAAUUGAUGAGGAGUGCCAACUUCAACAACGACCCUUACGUUCGUGAGUUUGGAGUGAUGGUGAGGGACGAGAUGACAGAAGUGAACGGCCGUGUCCUCCAAGCACCUUCCAUUCUGUACGGAGGCAGGUGUCAUUCCAAUGUUCAGAACAAAGCAAUAGCCACACCGAUCCAGGGAGUCUGGGACAUGAGGAACAAGCAGUUCCACACCGGCAUCGAGAUCAAAGUGUGGGCCAUCGCCUGCUUCGCCCCUCAGAGACAGUGCACUGAACUCCUGCUCAAAGCAUUCACAGAUCAGCUGAGGAAGAUCUCCAGGGACGCAGGGAUGCCCAUCCAGGGCCAGCCUUGCUUCUGUAAAUACGCCCAGGGAGCGGACAGCGUGGAGCCCAUGUUCAGACACCUCAAGUACACUUACCAGGGCCUCCAGCUGGUGGUGGUCAUCCUCCCGGGAAAGACUCCUGUCUACGCUGAGGUGAAGCGUGUCGGGGACACAGUUCUUGGCAUGGCCACGCAGUGUGUGCAGGUGAAGAAUGUUCAGAAGACGACGCCUCAGACCCUCUCCAACCUCUGUCUGAAGAUCAACGUCAAGCUGGGCGGAGUCAAUAACAUCCUCCUCCCGCAGGGCAGGCCGUUGGUCUUCCAGCAGCCUGUCAUCUUCCUUGGUGCAGAUGUGACUCAUCCUCCUGCAGGAGAUGGGAAAAAGCCUUCUAUUGCUGCUGUGGUUGGUAGUAUGGAUGCCCAUCCCAGCAGAUACUGUGCCACAGUGCGGGUGCAGCAGCACCGCCAGGACAUCAUCCAGGACCUGGCCACCAUGGUGAGGGAGCUGCUCAUCCAAUUCUACAAGUCCACCCGCUUCAAGCCCACCAGAAUCAUCUACUACCGCGACGGCAUCUCUGAAGGCCAGUUCAACCAGUCGCAGGUCCUUCAGCAUGAGCUGCUGGCGAUCCGGGAGGCUUGCAUCAAACUGGAGAAGGACUACCAGCCGGGCAUCACCUUUGUGGUCGUGCAGAAGAGACAUCACACGAGACUCUUCUGUAUGGACAGAAACGAGAGGGUUGGGAAGAGUGGCAACAUUCCUGCAGGCACCACAGUGGACACCAAAAUCACUCACCCAUCAGAGUUUGACUUCUACCUUUGCAGUCACGCUGGCAUUCAGGGUACCAGUAGGCCGUCUCAUUACCACGUGCUCUGGGACGACAACCACUUCUCUGCAGAUGAACUGCAGGUCCUGACCUAUCAGCUUUGCCACACCUAUGUGCGCUGCACCCGCUCAGUCUCCAUCCCAGCACCAGCUUACUACGCCCAUCUGGUGGCUUUCAGAGCUCGCUAUCACUUGGUGGACAAAGAGCACGACAGUGCGGAGGGCAGUCAUACAUCGGGCCAGAGUAACGGGCGGGACCAACAGGCCUUGGCUAAGGCCGUGCAGAUCCACCAGGACACGCUGCGCACCAUGUACUUUGCCUGAGAGCAGACAGCCCCAGGUUGGCGUGGGUGAGACCCCACUGAUGGAACACACUAGCCCUCGCUGUCUCACUGUCAGCUGUAGAUACAGUGGCUUCACAUAGUGAUCCCUACCAUACUGACCUGUCAGUGACCCACACGUCUACAAUUGUACUUCAGCCCCGGACCCACCCAAAUUAAGCCAGCGAUUAGACUGUAAGAUGCUAAAGCAUCCCUCUUUCUUGGGGUUUGUGUUGAAAGGGGUUUUAUUUUCAUGUUGUGCAUAAGUGUGUGUCUAUUAUUUGUGAAAAUAAGUAUGGAAGCAAAAGGACAAGUUUGUACACUGAUAGAAAAAAACUACACUUUUUAGACCAAUGGGCCGUAUCAUUUUACAUUAGGUUAUUUAUCAUUUGGAAGAAGCCGUUUACCCUCUUUCUCCUGCUUCUAUAGUUUGUUAGGGUUUUGGUGCUUGAAGGGAGAAGGAUCAAAUUCAUCAAAAGAUAAAUGGGAGGGGGGGGGAGGGGCUGGUAAAUAUGAUAUGCCUAAAGAGUUGCCCCUCUAAGAAACAUUAUUUAUCAGCCAAUCAAAGCAAAGUGCACUGACCAGACUGGGUUCUUCAAUCAGGACAAAAGUACUUAAUAUAUCGGGGGUUAUGUGUGAUUUUUCACAUACGGCACUAUGUGAUGAGAAGUGCCAUUCGAGACCACCUUUCUGUUGUCAUUUCUGUGGGAACCUUGAAAUAUGACGCCCACAUCUGCGGGGGUUUCAGUAUUUUUCUUUGAUGGACACAGAUGACCAGUUAAUGCCAAAUCUGGUGACAAUUCAUUUACUACAACCCUUGGACCAACACUUUUCAGUUUAUUCUAAGGGGUUCAGUGUUUAGAUCCAACAAUUAAAAACAGCAAUUAUAUCUGCCUCUCUUCUUAGGCUAAACUGACGUCACAAGUAACACUAGUGUUCCCAUGCCGACUGUUUUGGGACCGGUUCCCAAAAAGGAUACCUUUCUGAUGUAGCCUGAGCCGUGUUUGUAAAAGACACAUGAUUUAGAAAUCAACGUAGAGGGGAACUUGAUAAAAUCCUUUUUUGUCUGUUUUUAUAGUCUAACUUAAUUUCAAUCAGUUUUGUAAUAAUUAUGCAUGUAGCUGACUCAUGUUUUAGACAUUUAGGCAUUUGUGAUAAAUGUAUUUUUUUCUUUCCUUUUUACACAUUAACCCUACUUGUAUGUUUUAUUGUAUAUAGCAGCAGGAUAGUGUUUUCUGCAGUUUCUUUGUCAGGGCGGGAUAUUUGUGUGGCGUCUCGAUAUCCAGGCAUUCGGUACAUUGGUGUGAAAGCUGCAUUAUGUAGGAGUAAAACUGAUUGGAAUUCCCCUAAAAAAUAUCGUUUGCUCCAUGAACUAAGAGCAGUUGUCGCACAAAAGCUUGGGUUUUAUGCAAAUGACUUUUUGUGAGUCUUUAUAUGAUAUGUUGGUAAUAAGGUAUAUUUUGAAUAAGCUUUCAGUUGAGGAUGCUGAAAAUAUAGAGAUUUUUUUUUUUAAUUGCCCACGUAGUCUAAAUUAACACUGUCUAUUUGUAUAAAGAUAAUAAAUGUUCUCUUGCCUUCUAAGACUGUUACGGUCUUACUAAUAAUUCUAUACAACAUCCCAUCUAAGUUUUACUACUAAGUUAAGCUCGCAGAGGUUCGCAUAGUGUUGAUUGGACGCGAGUAGUCUAUAUUUUCUAACUAUGCAUCAUUUUUAACCAAGACAUUUAGCAGUGGGCUGUCUCACAUACAUGUGUGUCGUUUAUAGGGGUAGAUAAUCAGGGUUUUUUUUGUUGUCGUUUUUUAGCAUGUUGCAUUUAGUAGCGUUUCUUAGUGCUUAUCAGCAUCUUCAUGCCUUUCUAACGGGAUGAAGCAUUUGUGGUCAUUUGUAGAUUUUAUAGCCUAAAAACUUGUUGUAUCCUUUGUAACACAAAGUCUUUCUUAGCCAAACAAGAUUACAAACUUUUACAUGAUUUGAUAUUCAAAACACAUGGAAGCACAAAAAGGACACCUUGGAUUCAGGUGCUAGAAGUUUUCACUGUAAGACACCUUAAAUCCUCACUGGACUGGUCAACAAGACUUUUUAUCAACAAAAAAAAAAAGAUACUUCAUCAUGUUGAGGAUCUUUUCUCUCCCUUUGACGACGUCUCCGUUUUACCCUUUUUACUCAUAACCUGUAAAACAACUCGAAAUCCGACUGACUGUGUUUGUGGGGCAUUCUGAAAAUCAUGUACUUACUGUUAUGAUGUCAAUAUUGUUCUUAUCGGUGCUGGUCUCAACAUGUACAUUUGGAUGCACUUUUGAUAGCAGAACGUCGGUAUGACUUCUAUAGAUGUAUGUUCCUCAAUGGAAGCAGGGGGCUCGGCCAUAUUGCGUGACACUGGUGUAAUUGUAUGGAAAUGGCCGUGUGUUCUACCUCUUGUUACCUGUUUUAGUGUUAUGGUAACAUCACACUGCUGGCCAUUUCUGUAUAAUUACCCCUGCUAUCUAUCUAAUUGGCAUUGUUUGAGUCUUGCAUUGACAGUAGAGGUUUUAAACGCUUGGUGUGCAUGGCGCUUUAUCAGUUUAUGUAGUAGGGUGACAUUUUAUUUCAUAUUUUACUCAAACUGAUAAUAGAGAAUGUGUUCCUUUUACGGGCGUUGAGCUGUACGACCAAAUUCUUGAAGUGUGUUUGUAUUCACACACAGCUUUCCCUUUUUUAUUUUUCCUUUUUUAUUCUAUGCACCUGGUAAAUGAGACUUCUUUUUUUUUUUCACACCUUAAUUUCCGACAAAUGCAAAGCCCACAUCAGCUUUGACCACUGCGUAUUCUUGAGUUGGAGAAAUUGUAAAUGCGCCUGAGCGGUGCUGUUAGUCUGACUGUUAGAGUUGCUUGCAAACUAAAAACCAAUAGAGGAAACCACACGCUUACAUCCAUGUGACAAUAGGAUUGUAAGCUAUGGUAUUCAGGAAAGCUUUCAUUAGUUAAAAAUCAAAUGCCAACAUGAAUUGAACAUUUCUUGUAAUCUUGCAUUCUGAUUUAUGGAGACAGAAGAAAGCCUUGGUGUUGGGUCUGUGAAUGGAAAUGUCAAUGUCAUUGUGUAGAAAGUUGGAAAGUGUCCCAAAUGAUAGAGUGCUGAAACUCUGAACAUCAAGUAGUCUUUAUAGGAGACGGCUUUGUACUCGUUGUUACUGCUUCUUUCCCGUUAGACAUGACCUAUACCAGCACCUUAAAAUGACAGAUCAGAACGGCAUUGCUUUUUCCGAAGAUUAAAUUCAAACAUUUGACAAUGUUGUUUUUGUACUAAACAAGAAUGGACUUUUGUAGCUGUUGCAUCAUUAAAGAGUGUUUAUCAGGUGGCAGACUGGCAGCUGUUUUUUUAUUUACAAAGGAGCAGUUUUCUAAAAUACAAGAGGCGUAUCCAACAGGCUUCAGAGCCUCAGUGUGCGCUCUUAAGAAAGCCAAGCCUGCUCAUCAAGAUGGAUUCUACCUAGCUAACCAGCAUUCAACAUGUCGUCUUGGAGAAAUAUCCUAAAGCCUUUUUUAAAUGUUAAAAAAAAAGCAGAGUGAAGCUUGUAGGUGCUUUGCCUUUGUACAGUGACGGGGAAGAAAGGUGCUUUUAUGCAAAACAACAUAACUGACAGGUGUUGAAAAGAGCCGACUAGCUACGGACCGAGGCUUGGAUCCCAAAGUGCUGCGAGGAUGACGAGUAGUUUGACACGUUCACAAUGAAUAGAAAAAAUAAAGGCCUCUUUGUGUGUCAGACCCCAACAUAAACUAUACAUAUCAAGAUUCUGAAGAGGCGUUUUACAUACAUCUGCUUGAUCAUGAUGAGCUAAGUCAAUAAUAUGUUUUGAACAAGCAAAUGAACACAACAGCCUGGAUGAAUGUGGCACUGCUUUAUGUUUAAAGGUGCCGAGGUUAAUGCCCGGCUGGCAACCCUAAUGACAUCACUUCACCUCAGUUACACUGUUUUUGUGUCCAGGACAAAGCAGGUUGUAGAAGUGGCUGGUUUGUAAGAUAAAUUGCAUAUCAUCAGUUAAUAUUAAUCUUUUUUUAUUUGUAAGUAUGUUCAACUAUAGGGCCGAACGGCUGAGGUGAAGUUCCUCCAAUUGGAACGAUCAGCCUGUUUGCUUUUGAAUGGUCUUGGAAUAAAAUAAUGCUCGACAACCUAUAAAUCUGUUUAUUCCAAACUACGACCCUAUGUAUAGUAACGUCUCUCUCUGCCUCUCAUCCGUCUCUUGUAGAGAAAUUAUUCCUGACAUAAAGACACCUCUUGUAGAGUAGAACCUAUUUUCUUAGCUCCAAAUAUUAACAAUGAAUGUACUUAGAGCCUGUGUGGUCUGUAAUAUCAUAGAGGCUGUCCAUCCAGUACAUUUAUACUCAUGUUUGCCUCUUGUGUACAGCCUUUUUCGUUUGGGUGUUUCUCUCUUAUUUAUAGGAUAUAAUAAUAGCAGAAAGUAUUAUGUUCUUUCUUUUAAUAUUUCAUUUAUUAAGAUAUCGCCCACAUCACAGCUGGUAUCGUUCAUCUUGUCACUGAGGAGGUAUACAGGUCUACAGUUGCGAUGUUUGCUACUGUAGUUUUAGCAGACAGCGUUUCUCUAUUUCCGGCGUCACGCUUGUGUGAGUUGCUGUAACAUAAGAGUUGUGUGUGUAUAUAUGAUGGUUGCUUUGAUGUGUGAUCUUGUUUGCUGUUAGUUUUCGGCUUCUGCUUUAUCCCCUCGGUCUGAUAUUCCUUUCAAAAUCCUCCCGAGAUCAGCUCACUAACUCAUCAGCGCAGGGCCACUUGUUGAGUGUUGCUUGUGUUCCUUACUUUUGCUAAUUGUAUGACACAGCCGUUUUUUAUAAAUUUUAAAAAGUACAUUUGAUCACAUACAUGGCAUCGGCUGGCUUCAGCAAGCCUACUUUUCCUCUUGUUCCUUGACAGACAGUCAUUAUCAUGCCAAUGUCCACACCAUUACCUGCAGCCAUGUGACACUGGGGUGGGUCUUCGCAGUUAAACUUGACCUAUAUCAUUGUUUUUAUCUACACGUCUAAAUUAUUGAGCACACAUUUUAAAUGAGCUACUGGUAGACCUGAGAGAAGAAGCCACAUGUCCACCGAUCGCAGCUACGUUUCAUUUUGGUGGUUUCGCUUGGUUUUUAUUCCCAUUACCAACUUAGCAGCUUUGUGUGGUUUACAAACAUUAUACCUGCUAAACAUUAUUAGCAUCAUCAUUGUUAGCAUAUUAGCUGAUGUUAGUAUUCAGCCCUACAAACUGCAAUGCUAAAGUUCAGCCUCAAAGAGCUACCAACAUGCCUCCAGAGUCUUUUCCAUGUUUCAGUAACAUAUUGAAAACAGAUUUGCAUCUGCAUUAAUUCUGAUCAAUGGGGUACAAAUGAUUUGAUUACGGUUCACAGUGUGACAUCGUGUCCUUAUGUUGUAACUGUCAGGCAUCAAGUCAUGACAAUCCAUCGUCAGUGUGUGUAUAUAGGCAUGUAUGGACAUUAACAAGUGACUUUAUAGCCUCAUAGACAACAAACUAAAUGGGUUGGAGUAAGGAUGGGAGCCAUUGAUCUCUAGCAGGUGUAAGCUAGCUAAAAUGUGCGCUAGCUGCGACCGUUGGACCGCGUGUCUGUAGAGUAGAACUGUUACUGAGCUUCACCAAACCAAUGCCAUCCAGCUGACUUACAUGUAUCCAAUGCAAGACUCAUGGGUAUUUUUGUAUUUUCAAAGCAUUUCUAGUCUUCAGAAUGACUUGGCUUUUUAUUUACCAACUUGAAAAAAAAAGAAACUACCUCAGAGCAGUGUCGGGUGCUAGCUAAUAUUAGCCCUCAUUUAUAAUAAUGGUAACAAAAAUCAAAAAAAUAGUUGUGACCAAACCAAUACAAGCCAAUAUUGUGUGAGAGCACUGCUCUUUUCUUGAACCUUAAUAAAUGGAAAACCAAGUGAUCGUGUUUGACUGGUUGGUUGCUUUAGUUGGUUACAUUCUAGGGGACCACUUUUUUGUAAUUGGGAGACUAAUUGUUUCAUGCAAGUCAAACUAAAAAAACUACCGAGCACAACCUGGGACUCGUGGGGAAGUAAAGUGAAAUCAUGACUGGAGCAUAAAGUAAUUACAUCACUACGACAAUGCGUCGGCCAUAUUGAGGAAUGUUUGUAGUGGCGGUGUUAUGGAAAUAUGUAUGUACAGCAAUAAUGUUGGUGCGUGGGCUGUGGAUUGUGGGUAAUUAGUCUUUACAGCAGUCUGUCUUCUGAAUGCAGGUCAAGGCAAUGUUCAAUGGACUGAGUUAGCAGGACAACACUUUGCAAAUAGGUCAUUUAAUUUGUCUCAAUAUUAGGAACUAGCUUCUCCUGUUUUACCAGUGUUAAAAUAAUUAGGUUUCAUACUGGAUAUAGCCACUCCACGUUAUUAAAUAUCUACUUUUCCCUGCCGUGUUAACCCAGUACUGCAAUAAAACCUGGAUCCCUGUUUUUUUACUCUCUUCAUUUCCGCUUCUCUUACAAUAUGCCAAACUCAACGCUGUUUUUAUUAGGGUUAUAAGAUGUAGUUUUUGCAUGCAACAAUUCACAAAGGGAAUAUACACAUACUUUACAAUGUAGCAGAACAUUGUAGGCUUCAGCGAAAGGUACAAGGAGGCUGUGCGGCCAUUAACUGCAGAUUUUUGUGAUUCAGUCUAAAAACAUUCGGUGUGUUUGUUCGUAAUCGUUCUAUGUGUGCCUUUUUGUCGGAUCUCUCUCUUCUCCAUCUGCCCCAACAUUGGGUUUGUGAGUCCUUUUUUAUAGGUUUGACAAAAUCUGCUGCGUCACAUAUACAAAACAAUUUUUAAUUAUCCUGCAACCUUGCGUGUAGAUGCUGCAUAGAACGAUCAGUAUUUGUGUGUAUGCACUUUCAAAGCAGUCUCAAAAAGAAAUGAGGUUGGGCGGAAAGUAAAAAAAGAAACUGACGAGGUAUUUUAUGCUAUCAAUAGGAAUUAUAAGGAAUAUGAUUUUGAAGAGCUUUUCUAAAAAGGUUGAUAUAUCUAUAUAUAUUCAUGGAGUACCUCAUAAGCCUGAUAUAUGCUGCAUUGACUUUUUUUCUGUAGUGUACUUCAUAUUGUCCAAUAACAUUUUAAUUUGUUCCCCCUUUUGGGAGGUUUGAAUGUCACGACAGGCUGUGCACACGCCGCAACCAGUAAAUCUGAUUCUCUUGAAACAAAAGAGUAUGUUUGUGGCCAAAUGAUAACGUGUCAUUUAUGCAAUUUCUACGCAAAUCUCAUAAUCUCACUUGUAGCCACAUCAUAUUUCUGUGUCUUUUUGUUUGUAUGUGUAGCCAAAAAAAAAUGGGGUUUAGUUGAGGAAAGCGCACACCAAGCGUCCUGCGAGGCUCUGUGGUUUGACACAACUGUUGACUCAGGUAUUGUCGUGAAAAAGGGCUGAAUCUGCUGACUGUGUCCCCGUCCCAAACCUCCCCCUUCUGCACCUUUGUCUUAAAAAUAGCCUUAGAUCUACACGUGAGGUUCCUAUUUGGCCUUAAAAGUUGAACAAAUUAUGCACUACAAAUUCACAGACUUGACAGAGAGCUCGAUUCCCGUUCAGACACGUUUCUUGAAGAGUUUGCGUCGCGUCAUUGUUAUCUACCUCCUAUGAAUGUAGGGGCUGUCCUGGAGUUGUAGUGGAAUGCAAAACUUUUCUCGCUCAUUUAAGAAAGACAGAGGACAAUCUGUAGUUUCUUUUAACAAAUAUAAAAUGUAUUGCCCUAUUCAUUCAUACGUAGAUUCCAGGACACUCCAUUUUUCUUGUUUUUUCCCCUCAUUGGCCAUGUUCAUUUUAUACCUUUUUUAUUCUCAUUGUAAGCCAUGACGGAGAAGCAAAGUGACCAAAGUCUCUUGGCGCAGGCAGCGCUGCACAGCUGUGUGAAUUCAAACCUCCCUUCAUUUGUGUUAUUCUGAGCUCGUUUUGAGUUGUCUAUUUUAUUUGUUUCUAUCUCUUUCUCCUCCCUUAUUUAAACCACGACAUGCCAAAACUGAAUUUGCUGUCAUUCCUGUUCUGGUUGGGGUCUUUAUGUUGCUGAUUUUAAUUUGUUCACAUCCACUGCUAAGCUCCUCGUUUCUUGUUGUUGUAAAAGGUGUAAGCUUUGAUUUCUAUUUUACAUUUCCUUAUUUUUGUUAACAAUUUAUGCUUACAGAACACAAGAUAUGCUGUAAACCCUGUUAGGACAUAAUGUGAAUACGUAUCACUUAAUAUAGUUCACUAUUUGGCUUGACUGUAAGUUGCGUUAAUUAAUAAAAAUGUUUUAAAAGUUU